Molecule: messenger RNA, 5380 nt
Organism: Urocitellus parryii (Arctic ground squirrel)
Lineage: Eukaryota; Metazoa; Chordata; Mammalia; Rodentia; Sciuridae
Source: RefSeq, a predicted model, not a curated record
UGGAGAUUGUGGACCCUGUGGAUAUCUAUCUCAACCUCCUUCGGACCAUCUUUGACUUUAAUGCCAUUAAGAGUUUGCUGACUGGGCCAGGCCAACUGAAGAUCCGCAUUGAUGCAAUGCAUGGAGAGCUAAGCAAACUUUUCCAGAAACUCUCCUGUGGAGUACUGAUCCUGUUCAUGAGCAAAUUCUCCUUUGUUGAGAAGCGGAUACUCAGUUCUGUUAAUAAGGACAGUCAUGAGAAGGACUUCAGAGUGGCCAAAUCAAUGAAGAUCCCUGUCUAUGAGACCCCAGCUGGAUGGAGAUUCUUCUCAAAUCUGAUGGACUCGGGACGGUGCUCUCUGUGUGGAGAGGAGAGCUUUGGCACUGGCUCUGAUCACCUCCGAGAGAAAGAUGGCCUCUGGGCUGUCUUGGUCUGGCUCUCCAUCAUCGCCGCCAGGAAGCAGAGUGUGGAAGAAAUUGUUCGGGAUCACUGGGCCAAAUAUGGCCGCCACUACUAUUGCAGGUUUGACUAUGAAGGGCUGGAGCCCAAGGCGACAUUUUAUAUCAUGAGGGACCUGGAGGCCCUGGUCACAGACAAGUCCUUCAUUGGCCAGCAGUUUGCCGUGGGGAGCCACAUCUACAGUGUGGCGAAGACAGACAGCUUCGAAUACGUGGACCCUGUGGAUGGCACCGUGACCAAGAAACAGGGCCUGAGGAUCAUUUUCUCGGAUGCAUCACGGCUCAUCUUCAGGCUUAGUUCCUCCAGUGGCGUGAGAGCCACCAUCAGGCUGUACGCAGAGAGCUACGAGAGGGAUCCCAGCGGUCAUGACCAGGAACCACAGGCAGUGCUGAGCCCUCUCAUAGCCAUUGCCCUGAAAAUAUCCCAGAUUCACGAGAGAACUGGCCGCAGAGGACCCACCGUCAUCACCUGAGUGCAGGAGAGAUCGCUCACCGGGCCAAGGAGAGCACUCAGCCGGAGCUGCUUCACGAUGCUUUCUUGCUACCUGUUUGUGCCUCUUAUGACUUUGGGAAGAAAAAAAAUGAAAAAAAAAAAAAAAAACCAAAAGAUAUUUUGCUGUUGCGGGGGUGGGUAAGGGGUGGGUGGGAAAAGAAAACCGAUUCAUUUCAUUUUGGUUUUGUGCAGUUCCUCCAAAUGCAUCAGGGUCUUUAGUUGUCAUUUUUAUUAUCAUUUGGUAUCURUAUCUUGUCACACAAAGGGGCCUUCCCUUUUUAGAAAAAAAAAAGUGGACAAGGAACCCAUUAAUCCCAAUCCCUGACUUCUUUGGUGCCAUAUGAGUAAAGGUCAUCACAAAAGAAAGAGCAGUGCCAGAAUUAAGCCAACCCUAAGCCAUUGGGACCCCUGAGCAGGUGGAAGACCUCCCCAGCCUGAAGGAGGGGUCAUCCUAGGUUAGGUCUACGAUGAGACAAGGUGUCAGAACUCCUAGUAACCCACCUCAUGACUGCCAACCACCUGAUGGCAUAUGCUCCCCACACCCUGUACACCUUCUUUCACACCUUCUAGAGCUUCCUACAAAUCACAGUGGAACACUUCCAACAAAACAUAUCAAAGGGUGUUCCUCGUUUUGUACAUUAUGUUAUUUUAGCUAUCAAGCUGGCUGCAUUCCUUCAAAUGCAGUCGUUUGCUGUGCAGGUGGCAAGGAGUUUCUUGAUAAGACUGUGCAAAUGAAUGCUUUAAAUCCAGUGGGCCCAUUGUCAAUGACAGCACAGAGGYUAAUACAUGAGUUUACACAAAUUCCUCCCAAGGAGACAAAAAUACCACCACACCUUGUGCAUGAUCUCUCUGACUUUCCCAAUAAGGGCCUAUUUUAAUGUACUUGUUAAAACCCAGUUUUUAUCUUCCUUGUAAUGGCUAUUAAGAAAGAGAGAAUGAAAUGCUGUAAAAUUAGGAAAUGAGAUGGAUUCUGGAAGAAAAUGCUGCUGGUGGGAGAAUAUGGCCCGAUGAGAUAAGGAGAGGGUAGGGACUCCUUUGGGGAAGCAAAGGGUCACAUCUGGCUUACUUUGUCCAGGAAAAGAAUAUUGCAGGUCUAGCAGGCUCCUCUGCACUCAGGACACUUGGGCUGGGACCUGUUUGCGUACAUCUGCUUCCUUGGGAACGGCACGCUCACUGAUCCUGAUGGUGUCACUUGCCGGGSUGACCUAGUGCACUUUGACUGUUAAGCAAUGUGUUAUUGCUGUAGUCAAGGUUAGUGCGAGCAAGGAAACAUUCCCAGCAAGGCAUUUGUUUCCAUUCCUAUCUAAGCUUUUGACAAAAACUUGCUAGGACAUUUAGUAGCCAAAAAAAAAAAGAAAAAAGAAAUCCUUAUUUUAACCUUAUACAAGGGUUAUGGGUUUCAGCUCAUUUGUUUCACCAUUGAGAAACUCCAGGAGUAGUCACCUAUGCUGAUAAAAUCUGUCYUUCAGAAUAUUUACAAGCAUUCUUUUUUGAUUAUUAUGACCUAGGGAAUUUAUUAAAUAAAUGGAACAAAAAAUCUGAAUUGCUCAAAAUUGCCUCUGGGAGUCAGCAAAACCGAAGAUGGCCUCUAGUCUUUCAUUGUAACAGCCUUCAUUUCACAAUACUAGGAAAGUGGUUUUGAGCUGAGAUAUUAAAGAAGUAGUUAUAAAAUACACCACCAAGAGAAUAAAAUUUGCCUUUUAGCUUGUGUUCUCAUUAUGUCUUCAGUUCCCUGAUAAUCAUUGAUUCAUUCAUUCAUUGUGGUUGUGAUGUGUUGGUCAGGAAAAUCAGGUGCAUUCUUAAGUGUAUGAAUUCUGGGUGAGAAAAUAUUUAGAUGAACUUUUGACYAUCUCUAACUUUUUAGUUUAAAUGUAGUCUCCACUUAAAUAUUCUAUACAUUUAUUUCAACAUAGAGCUCUGUAUCUCAAAUAUAUGUUCACCCAUCAGUUCAUUCACUCAUUCACUCAUUCAUUCAGCAAGCAUUGSUUGAGCAACGACUUCAAGCAGACUCCUGUGAAAGGUGCAGUAGGAAGAUGCAUAAGACACUAUUCCUGCCUGUGUAACAUUUGUAAAUUGUAAAGAGGUGGUGACAAUCACGAUAAUCAGGUAGACAUGAAUGUUUACAAUAGAGUCAUAUGAAGUGUUCCAUGGGAAUCCACAAAUGAUAAGACAUGAGGAAUGAGUGUUUUCCUGCAGAAGAGGGCUUCAUGGGAUUUGUAGCUAUAUUAUUUCACUAGGAUGAAUGGAGCAAAGGGAAAGACUAGAAUUGGGAACUAGGAUUCAUCAACAGAAGACUUUUGAGUCUGGUGGGAGGUUGGUUUGGUAGGGUGAGUUGAGGUAGACAUAUGGAUGUAAAGCAACGUAUUAUUGCUGUAGUGGAGAAAGCAGUUGGGCUUAGCCAUGGAAAGAAGCAGCUGCAUAACCACAUAUUUUUACGGAUUUUUUCUUAGUGACAAUGCCAAAGGGAAGGUCCUUCAGUGGUUCUAGGAYACAGCUUCUUUCUAGAACCUGCUCAAGUUCACAUUGCCAAGUUUUUAUUUCUGCCUUACAUAAAAUUCAAGCUUCUGUUGCCUUAUUCUCAGGAGAGGUGGAAUGUAGGAAAUCAGUCUUUCCCACAUAAUGUUAUUUGUGUUCUUAAAGAUGGAGCUCCAACCAUCAGUCUUUACAAGUAAAUGACUUGAGAGGUCCAAGAAUUUUUGUGGAAAUCACAAGAAUCAAAUAUAGAAGAGACUAUGGAUGAAGUAUGGUGGCAGUCAGGGCCACACUGGUGAUCUUAUACCACGGAGUGUUCACUCUCUAUAACAUGUGCCUCCAGAAAAAUGACAAGCCCUAAUAUACAUAAUGUAGUGGUUUUCAAUCAGGGCAGUACAGUACCCCCACCCACUCAGGAGCUUCUUGGAAAUGCAUAUGCCAGGGGACCACAGAUGUUAAUUCAGUGAAGGGAUCAUAGAUGUUAAAUACGCUGCUGCAUGUCAGCCAGUUUCCCAGAACAAAAGGUGUUUUGCCUUACCUAGGAUUCUUGAGUUUAUUAGCUAUCAUUUUUAAAAAAAAAUGUGUAGUCUUUAAUUCAAGUGAAAUCAUUUGUCAGACCUUAUUGAUCCAAGGUGCAAGGUACUUAUGGAACAAAUAGUGUUGCAUGAUUCUGUAUGUUAUAGGCUGAUGGGCUUGGACAUGCCAUAAAUGCUUUCUUCACAGGAAGCCUCAGAUUGGUGCACAAUCUCAGGGUGGCAUCUUGGGCUCAGAGUUGGCUGCCCUAAGCCAUGACAAGGAUAAUGGCAUUGUGACUUUUGACUGGUCACCCUUGGGUCAACUGAAGGCACGCACGAGAUUUGCUUUGGCAGCCAAAUCCAUUAAUUAUGGCAAGUGUGUGGAAUUUGGAAAGCACUUGUGGGAAUGGGUAAUGACAUAGCAUAUAACUCAGUCCCAUUGCUGGAUCAUGUCCUGGGUUCUCUCAAAACAGGAGGAGGCUGAAAUCCCAGACAUGUGCCUUGAGAUUUCUAUUCCUGAGCGUAGAGGGUCUGAGAAACUGUGUGCCUUUGGAAAUGUUGUAAUGUAACUGCUGGUAAAUCAGUGUUUGGACCUUCAACAGUUACUAAGAGCAAGAGAUUAUCCAAGGCAGCAGAGCUUAGCAGAAUGCCUGUUCCGCUCCAACCAGCUGAAGUAGAAAUAUUUCAUAGAGUUGACAACUCAGUGGUAUGUGAGUCAACCUAGGUUGUCAUGGAACUUGACAGAAUACAUGAAAUAUAAAUCCAUGUCUUUAUCAUCUCUUCAUGUUUUUUAGUACCUAGCAUGUUUCCUGCAUGCUGGAGCAGGAGCAAUGCUUCAUCAAAGGCAAUAUAUUYAAGUAGAAUCUUGAAGGUAGAUAGUGUCUUAGUAGAAGCCCUCAUGAGUUUUUUGCAUGGAGAGUUGAACCCAGAACAUCCCAGCUAUGCAAAAGAUACAGCAUAGUUUAUAACUGAUCUUAUCAUCCUCAUCUUCCAGAUAGUAGUGGUAUUUAUUUAAACUUGUUUCUCARAGAAACAUUAUGAGAUUAUAAUGCUGGAGGAUCAUCAACUCUGAACACUUUCCUUUCCCAUUACCUGGAAAGCCUACCAUUCACAUUUGAGAGGAAAAAAAGAGCAAGGAUCUCUGUAGGGAGAUUUCCUCUUUUCAUUUUCUCACAGUCUAAAUGCCCUCCAUGGAAUUAUGAUUCCCAAUCCAUCAUCAGGCAUUGUAUCCAAAAUUUGGGAAGGAAGGUUAAAUACAAUAUCUAUUUCCCUUUGGUAAAUUCUCUAGGGAAUGACCAAAGUAUUAUUAUCCACCACAAUAGGACACUUUCAUCUGAUUUAUUCAGUGAAUUUUAAUAAUUAGACCUCUCAAAUGUAGGAUUUGCUUUAGGUAAUAUCCAUGUUCUUAGCAUUCAAGUCAUUGUACAUGUUUUUAGAUGUCAUUAAAUACUUAGUAAUAUUU